This is a messenger RNA of Cladocopium goreaui, 595 nucleotides long. Lineage: Eukaryota; Dinophyceae; Suessiales; Symbiodiniaceae. The record is from the annotation of a GenBank genome assembly.
GACUCUGCCCUUGUCGCUCUGGAUGACUGCGUUAUUCUUCACCAGCGAAGCACCGGUGAACGACCACGGGGCUCAGGGCAAAGCGAUCCACACGAUCAUCAUGCUCCUGGGUGUGGGUCUUUUCACCGUGCCCAUGGGACUUUUUGCUUCGGCCUUCCGAGAACGCUUGGAUGAGAUGCACGCCAAAAAGUUGAGGCCCCUCCUGCGCCCCGAGCGUCACAUGACCCACGGGCGCCGGGUGAGCGAGACAGCGAUGAUCUUGGCGGAGGAACAAUACGCAAGCAUGAUUGCCGCCUUAACGCAGCUGGAAGAAGAACGUGCACAAGGAAAUUUUCGACGCUUUGGAGAAAAGUCAAGUGGUCAAGAUGGGCUGAACGCCGAAGGCUUUCGAGAUAUUCAUGAUGUCUCUCGACCGCAGCUGCCAUUGGAGAGGAUUGAUGAUGAAGUGCUGAUGCAGUUGCAACCAGACACCUGGAAGUACCGUUGGUAUCGAUUGCUGAUGGGCAAGCGUCACCCAGGCAUCGGGUUGGAGACGUUGCCGUAUAUUGCAACUCGUCAAGGUCCCAGCAAAUCGCAGGAAGGGAACGCCAUUUAA